AGUUUCUGUUCAAUCAGCAGCUCGACACUCCACCAAUCCCUCCAAGAUGUUCUCCAAGUUUCUCGCCCUCUGCCUGUUCGCUCUGGUGGCCGUGGCCUGCGCCAAGCCGCAGUUCCUGACCGCCUACAGCGCCGCCGCCCCCGUCGUGGCCGCCUCCCCCUACGCCGCCUACACCGGCGGCCUCUACGCCUCCCCCUACUCGGCCGCCUACACCAGCGGCGUCUACGCCUCCCCCUACGCCUACAGCGCCGCCUACCCCUACAGCUCCCUCUACCUGCGGCGCUAAUUCCGCCCACGGAUCCGUAGGGCGAGGGCCCACUGUACCCG
Messenger RNA from Drosophila bipectinata, 327 nucleotides. RefSeq lists its product as uncharacterized. The record is from RefSeq and is a predicted model, not a curated record. Lineage: Eukaryota; Metazoa; Arthropoda; Insecta; Diptera; Drosophilidae.